Molecule: messenger RNA, 4679 nt
Organism: Pieris rapae (cabbage white)
Lineage: Eukaryota; Metazoa; Arthropoda; Insecta; Lepidoptera; Pieridae
Product: protein sax-3
Exons: 15
Coding region: 175-2997 (940 amino acids)
Biological process (GO): cell-cell adhesion
Molecular function (GO): protein binding
Source: RefSeq, a predicted model, not a curated record
UCGGCGCUGCUUGGUUGUGUUCGAAAUUCGAACGCACGCUAUGUUCGCGCGGGAAAAAGUUUUAACAGUGCAAUAAAUGAAACGUUUUUUUAUGCUGCCAGUAUUGUGUUGUGUAAAAAUGUAAAUUGUCAAAUAGGAACUACAUGGUGUGAUAAGUGAUUUAUCUGUGGCAGUAUGGUGGAUUUCGGUGGGAAUUGUGAUAAUGUCGUAAAUGGAAAGAGUCAAUUUGUUUAUCUCGUUUUUGUGCAUUUGUUGCUGAUCUGUUUGGAUGGAACUAAUGCACAAAAUCGAGCACCACGGAUCAAAGAACACCCAUCCAAUACAGUAUCAGGCCGGAGCGAACCGGCCACUCUAAGAUGUGUGGUUGAGGGUCGGCCGAAACCAGCAGUGCACUGGUUCAAGGAUGGGUUUCCAUUGCCACCAGCUGACGAUGGACACAGGGUCAUGUUAGAAGAUGGGUUGUUAUUUCUUAGGGUUAAUCGAGGGAAGAAGGAAAGCGACGAAGGUGUUUAUUGGUGUGUAGCACGAAACAUUGCCGGAGAGGCCGUCAGUCAAAAUGCCACUUUAAAUGUUGCCAUGUUACGCGAUGAAUUCAGAGCAGAGCCAAGAGAUGUUCAGGUCGCGGCAGGAGAGCCUGCUAUAUUAGAAUGUGUACCACCCAGAGGAGUGCCUGAUGCAUCAGUACACUGGAUGAAGGAUGGACAACGUUAUGAAGUUGAAGUUAAUGGAAGGGUAACAAUAACGGAGACUGGGAGUUUAAAAAUAUUAGAAACAUUACCGAAUGAUAGUGGAGUGUUCAGAUGUGUGGCGUCAAAUAUCGCUGGAGAAAGACAGUCAAGGGCAGCUGCACUAAUCGUAUUAAGACGUCCGCACUUCGUCACAAAACCCACCAACAUCACGGCGUUAGUUGGACAAAACGUUGAAUUUAAUUGUCAGAGUUACGAUACAAGCGUAAAAAUAACAUGGGUUAAGGAAGAUGGGGUUUUGCCGUCUCACGCAUCUAUAAUCCGGGGACUAUUACGGUUAGAACAGGUGUCCGCAUCCGACGCGGGCGUCUAUUCCUGCCGUGCCGAUAGCCACACUGGAACUAGCACUGCAAGCGCCACACUAACCGUAUACUCAUUGCCGCACUUCACACAGAUACCAUCCAAUCUAACCGCAUGGGAGGGUGACGUUGUGUCCAUUCCCUGUGAGGCAAAAGGGUUACCGACUCCUACGACGUUCUGGAUUUUAGAGGGAAUUGAGGACAAUCUACUGUUUCCGGAAUGUACAAAGAGCAAUUCGAGUUUACUGUAUUUAGAUGGGGUGAACGUUGAGCACAGCGGUAGAGUUAUUUGCGUCGCGGUCAAUUCGGCUGGGAGCGUGAUGCAAGAGGCUCAUUUGAACGUCCUAAGAAAAGGCUUAAAGAGCGAUGAUGAUUUUGGUAUAACUUACGAACACAAAAUCCGUAUGACGGAGUACGAGUUCGUUCAAGCGCGGAAGUACCUGCAACAGAAUGUUCUGGUGUUAAAGAGGGUGGAAACUUUGUCGUCGACUUCGCUGAAAGUCGUGUGGGAUGUGUUAACGGAUUAUAAUGAGUAUUUAGAAGGGGUUAAGAUUUGGUAUAACGGAACGAGUUUGAACUGGCGGAAUAGUUCUGAAGAUGUUAUCCCUCAAGUGGAGACGUGUUCGAAUGGAUCUCUCCUUCAUGUGGACAAUAGUGGAUCCUCGUCUUACAUACUGUCUGGCUUGAAGGCGUAUAUGCAGUAUGACGUAUUCUUGAUGCCGUUUUACAAGAUGCUGUUGGGGAAGCCAUCGAACUCCAUGACGGGUGUCACCAAUGAAGAUGUGCCAUCGUUCCCUCCCCUUAGUGUGACAGCGGGGGUCAUAAAUGCUACGUCGGCAUGGAUACGAUGGGAACCACCACCUGCGAACACGUGGAACGGAGAACUGACGGGUUAUAUGAUCGAAAUCCGCGUCGGUGGAGGUACAAACGGUCGUGUCGUGGGUCAAAUGUCUUUAGGCGCCCGAACGCGGGCCGCUGCGGCGAGCUCGUUACGUACGGGAGGGCGGUACAUUGCGCGCGCGGCGGCUGUCACUAAACUCGGCCGAGGGCCGUUUAGUGCGCCCGCGCAGAUACAUAUGUUGCCCACACAGUCGCAGAGGCAUUAUGUUCAGACCGAACCACCUCACGAUUCUUCGAUUCCUCACAUAUUUCACGAAACGUGGUUGUUGGCGCUCGGCCUAACAUUAUUCUCUGUGAUUGUUAUCGGACUUGUCAGCAUUUACUACAUCAGACGGCGAAAUGGCAUACAAAGGAAGAAGGCUACUGGCCAACCGAUAGUAACAGCACAACAGUGUUUAUUGAAUAAGGACACGAUCUGGCUGAGAGAUCGUCCUGUAUUCCCUGACCCCUCGCUUGACGUCAACAGCUGUCAUCAGACCCUGCUUCAGUCUGGCCAAUCAAGCAUCUUAAACGCAGAACCGGAAUACUGUCUGCCACAGAACUCUAUUCAAGGACUAGAUACAUCGAGUGUGGACAGAAUCAAACGCCCGGAGCCCUACGCCUCGAGUGCUAUUUACACAGAACUCAAUUUCAAGGACAGUAACGACAGCGGAGAUGCCAACUGUCCAGAAAGACGAUCACACAAUAGCAUAGUUCGUUCGUGCAACGGAAGUAUUCAGUACUCCAACGAAUGUUCCACAUGCCACAGCUCAUCCAGCCGCUCCACAAACUAUAGAGACUUUAGAGAAUACAAGGAAUUCAAUAAGGAAGAAGAGGAUACAAACAGAUCGGGCUCCCGAAGCCGCCAGGACAAAAGCAAAGUUUGCCCGAAUGAUUUAGAGUAUGACUACCCGCAGUGGCAUUGGCUCGGACGAGAGAAUAGUUUCAAAAUUCCCAUACAGAGGCACUCAACCGGCCGCUCUGAACAGGGCUGUCAAAUAAAUCUGUGUGAUAUACUGCCGCCGCCCCCGUAUGAGAGUCCAGAAAAUAAAGGACAGCUGAAAUUGCCAUAAACGUUGUGAGGUAGACUAGGUGAAACGAAGCAAUAAUUUAUAUCAUUUUGAAUUUGUAGAUACUAGUUAUAAGUGUACAUUUUAAUAGACCAUGGAAUUUCCUUGGAAUCGCCUUCGCAUUUUUAGAAAUAUACAAACUUGUUAAAUUCUUCUUUUUAACUUAAUUUUAUUUUCCAUAAUGUAUCCAUUGAUUAUCUUUUAGUCGUAGCAAAACAAUAUUCAUGUUUUUUGCAGUUUUUUAUCACACGCGUUUCAAACGAUUGUUUUGUUUCUAUUGUUUUUUUCAUUUUUCCUAUCUGUAAAUAUACGUAUUAUGUUUCUGAUACACUAUGUAGAUCAUAGACAAUUCAUCACUUUUAUAAUUUUUAAACGUACAUUACAAUGUUAUAACAUUUACGUUUAAAAAUUAAAAGCAGGGGUCGUUCACCUCUCAAAGGACAUGGGCGUAUAUGACCCAACAGCUGUUUAUUAGAAAUAUAAUUGACACAACUAUGAAAGGAAGUAGAAAUCCUUUAUUAAUCGGCCUUCUAGAAGUUUUAGUGAAUACCCAUGCUAUACACACUAUAGUAAUCGUAACGGUAGAUGCUUGUAGAAAAUCAUAUAUUAUAAAUAAUUCCUAAUUCUAGUCAUCCUGUAUAGACUAGUUAUAAACGGAAAUUGCGCUCUCAUAAAUUCACAAUACGUUAAAAUUCCUAUUACGCCUUUGUUCAUAAAAAAGACAGUCUUUUAACCUAAAACUGGUCUGUCUCGUUUCAUCGCAGUGGAAACAGAAUUUGACAGAAAGAGACAGGCGUCUGCCUUUAUCAAAUGAGCUGAUUUUGUUUUUAUGAAUAAGGGGGUAAGAUUGUAGAUAACGUCCGCAAGUCGCAUCAUUAGUAAUAUUAAACAGUAACUAGCGCUGGUUCUAGGAAAUAUUUAGGUGACCUGAAUUUCGCUUGACAUUUAUGGAACGCGCCGUCAACCUAAAAUGCAAACAAAAGUGUGCAUUCGGAAAAUGCUGCAAAUAACAUUUCUGUAAUUUUAUUUAUAAACAUAUUAAAUACAUAUCUUCAUAUGUAUUAAUGACGUAAUGAAAACAAUCAUUUGGUUCUUCGAUUCAAUUAUUGAGUCUGCGAGCCUGUUUUGGAAUUGAACUGAUUUGGAGAUUCCAGAUUCCCUUAGUUUUCGCAUUCUACAAAUAAUCUGGCCAUUAGCAUAACACUUGCGCGUGUACUUUUAGCGAAAAUUCUCAGAACUUCCUGGCAUACUCUUGCCAACCUAUUUGCCGGGAACUAUACUGCUAAUAACUUGUUAGCGAAUCCAUUUUCAAUGUAUCGUAUUACGUAAUUGUAAGAGUUUUAUUAAGACUACCUUUUCAUGUAAAAUCAAACUUGAUAUCAUUGUCUGGUUAUAGCAAUCUUGAUUCUGUGGUAUAGUUCACUAUACAUGGUAAGCCUGCUGACAGCGCAAGUUACAAGUAGGAGGUAAUAUCCUGGUUGUAAUCACUGCCAUUUUAUUAGUAUUUUAGUUGUAAAAUUUUUGACUGUGAUAUUUAUGUAUAUUAAUUGGUGUUAGUCUAAGAUUAGAUUAUUGUAGAACUUUUGAACAUGUAUUCGAGUAAAUUGUUUAUAAUUCGUUUGCUACCCCAAGUAUUUUGAGAUCCAGUUGUUUUAUUCAAAAUCGAAAUAAAGCUUUUUAAACAC